AUGGCUGCUUAUUAUAUUGUUACUUCUGAGAACACAACUGAUGCUAGCGAGAAGGAAUAUAGCAUUGUUCACUUCCAAAAUCCCAUCAACAACUUCAGCAUCAAAAAAAUACCCAUUGCUCAAAUUUAUAAACAAACACUAUUUUCAAUAUUCAAUUUCCUAAAACCCUACAAAAUUACAACUAUAGAAGAAAAUCUUUCUAUAGACAAAUGCAAAGAUGUGUAUUUGCUAUCAAGAGAUGACAUAAGAAAUCAUCGAAGUAAAUAUAAUUUUCUUCAUAUUGGGUUGGUACAAUUUUCUAUAGAUAACACCUUAUUAACCAAUGAAGAAACACUUAAUGUGAAAAUAAGUUUAAGAGAUUCGAAAUUCCCAAAAUUCGAGGAAUCAAUCUUGGUUCGUUUGGAUUCAGAUUUUCGUAAGGGUGAUGUGAACUUUAAUUGGUUUCCAAAUUUCUCGACGCGCUUGUCUGAUCUAGCGAAUUCGAACGCCUUGGUCGUGACUAUUGAUGUUCCAGAGGAUUCUGUGAAUCUAAAAGUUAGAUAUAGGGUAUGUUAUAAAUUAAUGAAGAAAUCUUUUAAAACUGAUUAUCUAUUUGAAAAUCCUGUGAUAGAGGUGGAUACUGAGAAAACAAAUGUCGUGGUUCCAAAACCUAGUAAUAAUCAUAGUUGA
Vicia faba (fava bean) is the source of this 669-nucleotide messenger RNA. The record is from the annotation of a GenBank genome assembly. Lineage: Eukaryota; Viridiplantae; Streptophyta; Magnoliopsida; Fabales; Fabaceae.